Argentina anserina (silverweed cinquefoil) is the source of this 2616-nucleotide messenger RNA. RefSeq names its product flocculation protein FLO11-like. Bases 213 to 2207 code for a protein of 664 amino acids. The record is from RefSeq and is a predicted model, not a curated record. The transcript has 4 exons. Lineage: Eukaryota; Viridiplantae; Streptophyta; Magnoliopsida; Rosales; Rosaceae.
UUGUUGAUUCUUUCUUCUGUUUUACACACAGAUGGUCUUCAUUCUCCAAAUCCUUCAUGACAAAGUAAACUUAUUUUCUUCAUCUUUAUCAUUACAACCAGUCAUCUUUCUUUUUACCACUUUGCCUCUCCUUUUCUCACAUCACCUUUAUCUUUAACAAUUUGAUUCCUCAGCAUCUCUAAGAGCUUAUAUUCACUCCAAUUUGAUGUGUAAUGUUUUCAAAUCUCAGCCAUUAUAGGAAUAAAAAUCCAUCUGUGUCUCUCCAUAGAAUCACAGCAGCACCUCACACAACAAUGGCCAAAUCAGCUUCUAAAUGCCUCUUCUUAUUCUUUCUGUCUUUCCUUUGUAGAUGUUCUUCAGGAACUCUGGUUGGUUUCUCCUACCAUGCUAAUGGAAACACUACAACUUCGUCACCAAGUAGAACAAUAUCAUUUCUGAAGCGAAACAAGAUUGCCCCGUCCCAGAUUCGAGUAUUUGUUGAAGAUCAUAGGAUUUUAAGAACUGUGUCCAACACUGGUGUAGCUGUUGAUCUCUACUUGAAUGAGGGCCAUCUUCAAAACAUCAUAAAUUCCAAAUCCACUUCAAUCUCAGGGCUUAAAUCAUAUAUAAUGCCCUUUCUCUCACAAGUAAAGAUCAAAAGCAUCAUAGCAACUAGUGGUGACUAUACAAGAAAUUAUGCUCUCCCUAUGCUUUUAUCCACCCUGAAAUCUAUACAGUUAGUCCUCUCUAGUAUCCCAGCUGACCGCGGAUCCAAGGUCUCAGUUGCAUUUCCUUUGUCAUUUUUAGAGAAUGUCAGCAUCUCACAUGGAAGAGACCUGCAUAGGAUUUGUGACCACAUCAAACAAGUGAAAUCUGCUGUCAUUGUAGAAGCCAAAAUUGAUGGAGAAUUGAGUAUGGGUGAAAGGUUUGUCCAUUCGAUGAUCGAAAAAGCCAGCCUUGCAAAUUCUCUUUUUCCUUGCAAUGAUGUCCCCUUGCUCUUGACAUUCAAGAGUCCAGCAGUUCCCAGUGCCACUGAAGUAGCCGCAUUCGCCAAUGAGGUCUCCAAAGCUUUAGAAUACAACACUCAUCUUACCAGUAGCAUAGUUGGUCUAUAUGCACAAGUAUCUCCAAUGGAAGAUUUUGCGGAAAAAGAGAUGAAAAGAGCAGAAGAACAGCUCUUUCCUUUGUCUCGCCGAGAACUCUCAAGCAAUUUUCUCCUCAAAACCACUUUACAUGAAGCAGAUGACUCCCCAUCAAUCUUCCCUACAACUCCCAUUUCCACAACACCACCAGUAACCACUCCAUACAUUCCCACACCAACUAUUGUCACUGUCCCCUCUACUAACCCGGUUACAAUAGCUCCAAUCAAUCCUAUACCUUCCACCACACCUAUUACUGUGCCUUCCACAAACCCUGUGUUUUCACCAAUACCAGAUGCCAAUCCAACCACAGCACCCCCCAUCACAGUUCCAGGAUCUCCAGUAGUAACCAACCCUGUCACAACUUACCCGCCGCCUACUGGAGCCGUUCCUGUCACGACACCAGUCACUAAUCCGGUAACACCUCCUGCAACAAGUACUAAUGCUCCUGCAGUUCCAGGGCAGAGUUGGUGUGUGGCCAAGACUGGAGCAUCAGAAACAGCAGUUCAGGCUGGUUUGGACUAUGCUUGUGGAAAGGUAGAUUGUUCACAGCUCCAGCAAGGUGGGAGCUGUUACAGUCCAGUUACUCUUCAAAACCAUGCCUCAUAUGCAUUCAACACCUAUUAUCAGAAGAAUCCAGUUUCUACUAGCUGCGACUUUGGAGGGGUUGCCACAAUUGUUACUACUAAUCCAAGUACUGGUUCAUGUACAUAUCUAUCAUCAUCGUCGUCAUCAUCAACAACCCCAACACCAACACCAACAACUCUAACUCCUCCGGUAUCAACAACUCCAUCUCCAGAACCAACAACUCCAGACCCGGCAACUCCGCUACCAGCAUCAACAACUCCUCCAGCACCAACAUUUACAUCAUUUCCACCACCAGGGGACGGUGUAUCAGGCUCUGGGACUCCACCUUCAGUUUUGAAUUCAAGCAACCCAGCAUCAUCAGGAACCAUGCCACAGUUUGGGAUGGACAGCUCUCCUGGUUUUAACAGCUCAACAUCCUCAUCGGAGAGCUUGCGGCCCUUUGUUAGUUUUAUCUUUUUAGUAACAGCCUUAGUUACUAAAUUAAUGGUUAUUUACGUAUAGAAGUAUGAUAUCCUCUCCCCUGAAAGGUUACUUCAAGCUGUGUAGAUAACUACGUAUGCAAGCAAGGAAGCAAAGCAAGUGGAGGAAGCAUGUUCUAGAUGAAGGUGCGUACUCUUCUACAUCUAUAUUGGGCUGCCAUGGAAGUACGAAAUUACAAACUCGUUGAGGUUGAGACUUGAGAUGUGUCAAUAGAGUUUUGUCAUAUUGUAUAUCUUUUGGUUGAGUAUGAGUAUUUUAGUUCUAUGUAGUGAGGUCAGGGUAGUAGAUUUAAUGUUAAUAUUGCUUCAGACAUGUACCGACAGCGCAGUAGUAGUGAUGACCAUUCAGUUUCUAUAAACAGCUAAGAACAGGCAAAAUCGAAAUAUAACAUUUCGAGAAGCAAUAUGCAUUUACACUAAAAUAUGUACUG